Messenger RNA from Biomphalaria glabrata, 1508 nucleotides. RefSeq names its product 2-methoxy-6-polyprenyl-1,4-benzoquinol methylase, mitochondrial-like. Gene Ontology annotation, biological process: ubiquinone biosynthetic process. The coding region runs from base 23 to 1060 and encodes 345 amino acids. The transcript has 8 exons. The record is from RefSeq and is a predicted model, not a curated record. NCBI's taxonomy places the organism in Eukaryota, Metazoa, Mollusca, Gastropoda, Planorbidae. Gene Ontology annotation, molecular function: methyltransferase activity.
UCUUUUACAAUCUAGAGACAAAAUGGCUGCGUCCUUUGGUAAACAAUCGUUGUUUCGGCUAUCAAGAUUCAGUUGUCGGUGCAAGACAUCCGGCUUUCUCAACACAAAACUAUUUGCUUCUCCAUUAGUAACAAGUGGUUGUCGUCAUAGCUCAUCCUCAGCGCAUACGAAUUCGAAUAAACAAGAGUCUGAAAAACAUGAAACACAUUUCGGGUUUCAGUCAGUUUCUGAAGAAGAAAAAGAGAAUAAAGUUUACGAAGUGUUUGAAAAUGUGGCUACCAAAUAUGAUCUGAUGAAUGAUGCAAUGAGUGCUGGUGUACACAGGCUUUGGAAAGAUAUGUUCUUAGAGAGGUUCUCACCUACUCCUGGGACCAAAUUAUUGGAUGUGGCAGGUGGAACAGGGGACAUUGCUUUCAGAUUUCUGAAAUAUGUUGGUACUCCAGUUGGCUCUACAUUUUCAUCAUCAGCCAGUGUUGCUCAGUCUUCUUCAGAUGAUUCCUCAUCAUCUGACAGUGAAGGCACACAAGUGGAAAACAAAGAUUCUUUUUCAGAGCCAGACAUCAAUGGAAGUCAUGUAACAGUCUGUGAUAUUAAUCAAGCCAUGCUGGAUGUGGGCAAGGCUAAGGCCAAAUCAAUGGGUUAUUCUUCAGGGAUAUCAUGGGUAAAAGGAAAUGCAGAAGUCUUACCACUUCCAGACAACACAUUUGAUGCCUACACCAUUGCUUUUGGUAUUAGAAACUGUACACAUGUACAAAAGGUAAUAGAUGAAGCAUAUCGUGUUUUAAAGCCUGGAGGAAGAUUUAUGUGCCUAGAAUUUAGUGAAGUAAAGAAUCCCUUGUUGCGCAGUGUUUAUGACAGUUACUCCUUUCAAGUAAUACCUGUGAUGGGACAAGUUAUAGCUGGUGAUUGGAAAUCAUAUCAAUAUCUAGUGGAGAGUAUUCGUCAGUUUCCUAAUCAGGAGACAUUUGCUGCUAUGAUCAAGUCUGCUGGUUUUAGGUUUGUGAACUAUAAAAAUUUGACAUUUGGUGUGGCAGCCAUUCAUUCAGGAUUCAAAAUCUAAUGUUUAUUCAACUGUUUCAUAUGGAAGUUGUUUUGUCACAAAGAAAGAAAGAAUGCAGAAUUAAAUCCAUCCAUGCAUAAUGCACAUGUGUAGCCUAUGUAGGAAAUUAGUAACUCAAUUAGUGUAAUUGGCAGCAGUAAUUCAAAUAUAUUAGAUGAAAUUUCUUGAGAUGUUUAACACAUUGUUUUUUUCUAUUGAAUGCUGGUUCUGCAUAUUUUAAGUUCAAGAAAAAGUAAUACAAUUAAGAAGAUCUGUCAUGAAUGGUGAUUUCAUUGAAAUAUUUAACAUCCUAUUGCAAUAAGAAGUUGUCUGUUACAGUUAAGUUUUGAUUUGUAACAAAUUGUGUUUUUGUAUUUUAAUGCUGGUGCUGCAACAAAUAAAUAUUUUUUAAAAACUCAAAUACCCAGCUGACCCAAAAACAAACCAAUAAACAUGUAUCACUUACAUA